GUGAAAUUUAUUAGUUGUAUUUACUGAGAACAAGUUUACUUUUCACACACAACUGAGGAAAGUGGGUGAGGAGAAACUCAGGAUGUGUUUAUAAAGCACUGCUGCUUUGUCCUUCCACUACUUAGUUCUUCUACAUAGCUCAAAGAGUCGACUGGCAACACGAUGCUGACUGUUAUCCAGCUGAUAUUUUUAGUUUUUCUGACAGCUUCAAACUAUGCUGAGAAAGUUUUUCAUAACCGGGAUCAUUCUGAUGUGCAGAUUCCUAAAUCUCAACAAGCUCCUGUCAUAACAGACGAUUAUGAGGCAGAGGUAUUUUUUUCAUUUUCUUUUUCCAGUUUUACUGCUAAUUUCAUAAAAUCUAAGUAGAAAAAAAUUGCAUUUACUCAAUAAGUGCUGUGUGAAUGUAAGAUGAAGGAGUGGGUGGAGCAGUAAAAAAACAGAAAAAUUUGCAAAUAUUUUGGGAGAAGACCUAAAAGUCAGAUGAAAUGUAAAAAUAAGUUAAAAAUCAGAAAACUUAUUGAAUUUAUCUAAACAAACAUUGGCUAGUAUGCACUAGCUAAUUAGAUAACAAGCAAAAAUCAGCAUAUUGGCUCAGAUUACAUGGUGCGUUUCUUUAUGCCCAAAAUUCUGAUUUUCGGUUUCCAAUUCUGAAAGUUGAAUUUCCUACUGAAAAGCCUGAAGCCCCUUGUGUCCAAUAUGGCUUUUGUGCAUAAAGAAUGUGAUUAAAGUUGUCUACAAUAACUAUAUAUUUGCACUUCUGGCAGUUUCUCAUUAUUAUGGCACACCUAAUGCUUUAAAAACUCUUAUUUGUUAACACUGUUAACACUGAAGAGCUCUCAAUUUGGAUGUGACCUGUCAACACGCUUGCAUUAACUAUAAUGCCACCAUUAGCAUGUAACCAAACUUUAGUAAAAUUUGCUAAUAUGCUAAAAGUAGGUUUUAUGCCAGCAUUAGCUGAUAUGCUGAUGUUAGCAUAUUUGAAAGCUUGUAUGUGUUUUUUCAAGAAAAAACAAAAGUUACAAAUAGCAGAAGUCAUAGCCACAGUUUUAUAAAAAAAAAAGCUUAAUGUUUUUGUAUUUGAAUGGCUGACAUAGCACAAAGGAUUUAGAAGUAAUUAAACAACAGAAAACAAAUAGAAAAAGUCAGAAGUUGGGGAAUCUCAAUAUGCUUCACACAAUAAUUGCCUCAUGGAUAUCCUUUCAGUUAUUUCUCUCUAGAUAUGGAUUUAUCAAACCAACUCACUGGGAGGAGAUCCAGAUGAAAGAUUCUGACAUUUCCUUUAGUGAUGACUUCUUGGAUGACCUUCAAGCCACAAUCCAAGAGGGAACCUUCGUGCCUCAUUCAAGGGACGGACCUAAAACUAGUCACGGAGAGGUGCACAAAAGUGAAACUGAGAAUCAGGCGUUUGUUUCAGCACUUAAAGAGUUUCAGAUGGUAUCUGGGCUGCCUGUUACGGGAGUGUUUGAUGAAGCCACCAAAGAGGCGAUGAACAAACCAAGGUGCGGGGUCCCUGACAAGGAGAUAGACCUGAAUCCCCAUGUUUCACCUGAGAGCACUGGUGGCUUAGAGUUAGGAAACAGUUGGAAUGAAACUUUUAACGAGACUGACAGUAACAACACGGAGAGCAGCAUAAUCGGCAGCUCUUCAAACUCUUCUGAAGAUGACAUAUUACAUUUUAACGAUACAGAAACCCUCCUCCUGACUAUUUCAAAUGAUACAUACAAUAAUAACAGUGGGGGUGGUCCAGCAGGAAAUAGCAACGAGAACUCAAACCAGAGCCAACCGCUGAGACACGGAAAACCUCACCUUGCCGUUCUCAUGUCAGAAAGAAGGCUGAAAAGGGAUUUAACGGUUUCUGGGUACAUGGCUUUUUCCAAGGAUGUUCUGAGGUGGCGGUUAAUUGGAGAAGGCUACAGCAGCCAGCUGACCGUUGAGGAGCAGAGGUACAUAUUCAGGCUGGCCUUCAGAAUGUGGAGUGAGGUGUCUCCACUGGAAUUUGUUGAAGACACCUGGUCGCCACUGGAGGAUGUUGAUAUCAAACUGGGCUUUGGCACAGGAAGACAUCUGGGAUGCAAUCAGAAGUUUGAUGGUACUGGUCAGGAAUUUGCCCACGCCUGGUUCCUGGGAGAUAUCCAUUUUGAUGAUGAUGAACAUUUUACUGGUCCCAGUUCUCACACUGGAAUUAGCCUCCUUAAAGUAGCGGUUCAUGAGAUCGGCCAUGUUUUGGGGCUACCUCAUAUCUACAGACCUGGAUCUAUAAUGCAGCCCAGCUAUUUGCCCCAUGAGUCUGGCUUUGAGAUGGACUGGAUGGACAGGAAAGCUAUUCAGCAUCUAUAUGGUGGCUGUAAAGGUCGCUUCAGCACCGUGUUCGACUGGAUCAGAAAAGAGAAGAUGCCUGACGGAGAGGUAGUAAUCCGCUUCAACACAUACUUCAUAAGAGAUGGCUGGUACUGGCUGUAUGAGAACAGAAACAACAGAACACGUUAUGGAGACCCGGUUGCACUGCAGAUUGGCUGGCAUGGAAUUCCUAGUGAUGGAGUAGAUGCAUAUGUACACGUGUGGUCAAGAAAAAGGGACGCCGCUUAUUUCUUCAAAGGUCUGCAGUUCUGGAGAUACGAUAAUGAGAAUGACCAGGUGUUUAGACAUGACUCUGAGGGUCGCCAGUAUCCAAGGCUAAUUUCUGAGGGAUUCCCAGGGGUUCCCAGUCCUAUUGACACAGCCUUUUAUGACAGAAGAGACUCUAACAUCUACUUCUUCAGAAGAACCCAAGUGUAUGCAUUCAGCGUGGAAACGAACAGCUUGGCGAGAGGCUUCCCAAAACACAUCCGAGAUGUUUUCCCUCCAGUGGAGAGCGGAGACCAUCCAGAUGGCAGCAUCGACACUGCCUACUUCUCCUACUCCCACAAUGCCCUCUUUCUACUCAAGGGCACGCGCUUUUGGCGAGUGGUGGGCAGCCGCGAACGCUGGCGCCGGCCUUUUCUGCCGCGAAAUGGCUUGAUGCCACACAAGGAGGUGGAUCAGCAGUGGUUUGACAUCUGCGACGUUCAUCUCACCGCGCUCAAGCUAAGUCGCUGAUGAGGACUGCAGCUGAGAUGAAACACAUCUACUCAUGUUUACAGAUGUAUUCUACUGCUUUACCUUCAGGGAUGUUGUUUUUUGUGUGAUGUUGGCUGUGAAAUCUUUUUAAAAGACAAAAACAGCUCUGUUGGCUUGCUUUCAUACAAGUGUGCUGAAAAUUUAUGAAACAGCUGCUGUUUAUUUCUCUUUUAUUCAUUAAGGAUGUUUGUUCAUAUUUGCACAGAUAGGUGUACAAAAGAUGCUGUUGUGGCCAUCAAUAGUUAUGAGCUUGAUUUCCAAGAGAAAUUAAAGAUGAAAUAUUUCUUUACUACCUAAGAAUGAUUAUUUGAAUAUUAUGAUUAGGAUUUUUUUCAGUAGGAACAGCAAACAUGCAAGAAGGCAUGAAGUAAACAUUUGGUUGUUAAUUAGUAAUCCCCCUUCGGCAAGUAAACAGCUUGUUAAUUACUCAGUCUCUCGGUUUUUGUCGGGAGUAUUUUUACUCAUUUUUUUCAGCAAAAUUCUUUUAGUUUUGUAUAUUAGGACAUUAACACAAACUAGUGCUUUGAGUUUAUCACCUUUCAGUAAAAAUAGUUUUCUGCCUUGAGAAAGAGAAAGACAUUUGAAGGAACUUCAGAUGCCUUUUCUGUUCUAACUGUAUCAAGCUAUGUUUAAAUAUAUUUAUAUGUCCCAUAAUCAAUCAAAAGGAUGAAUCCUAUCUUUCCAGGUAGUGAGCUCUCAUACAUUACAAAGGAGCACCACGAUAUUUCAGUAUUCGAAUUUAUUGACAACACUAUAAUUAACACUUUAACUAAAAAGACUGUAAGAGUAAUCAAUGAGAGCUAGUAAAGGAAUCAAACAUUUUAAUUAUUAAUAGACUGCUCAGUACAUAAUAUGUGCUCUGCUGUUUAAGUCAAAGAAGAAACACACAAAGAAAUAUAAAGGCUAAACAAACCAAAGACUAAACAAACUAAAGAGGGGAAAUCUUAUAUCUACUAAGUGAAAUGAAGGGAUUUUUAUUGCCUUGUUCUAAGUUUUAUUAUCUACUUUAAUCUGAGUCGAGAAGCAAAACAGAAAAAGGAGAGGAAACAAAGAUUCAGAACCGGUACAAAGUUAGAUAUGUCAAAGAAAUAACUAUUUUAUCAAGCAAAUGUUUUCAAAUUGCAGGUUUGCAUAAAAAUGUGAAUUUAAGACAUUGUAUAUAUUUGUAAGUCAUGUCUUCUGUCUGAUAGUCUUUUAAGGGACGAUGCCAAAGGCUUUAUAACAAAUAUUUAUUUCUUCAGUUUAUAAAGCUUUUUACAUAAAUCUGUCUGUUUCUAGAUAGCACUGUAUAAAAUAUGUUUGAAAGAUCA
This is a messenger RNA of Girardinichthys multiradiatus, 4406 nucleotides long. RefSeq names its product matrix metallopeptidase 21 (gene mmp21). Bases 1165 to 3075 code for a protein of 636 amino acids. The transcript is spliced from 6 exons. Gene Ontology annotation, cellular component: extracellular matrix. Gene Ontology annotation, molecular function: metalloendopeptidase activity; zinc ion binding. The record is from RefSeq and is a predicted model, not a curated record. Gene Ontology annotation, biological process: extracellular matrix organization; proteolysis; collagen catabolic process. NCBI's taxonomy places the organism in Eukaryota, Metazoa, Chordata, Actinopteri, Cyprinodontiformes, Goodeidae.